This is a messenger RNA of Poecilia latipinna (sailfin molly), 1936 nucleotides long. Its product is annotated as regulator of G protein signaling 20. Bases 155 to 1036 code for a protein of 293 amino acids. NCBI's taxonomy places the organism in Eukaryota, Metazoa, Chordata, Actinopteri, Cyprinodontiformes, Poeciliidae. The transcript has 5 exons. The record is from RefSeq and is a predicted model, not a curated record.
AAGCUGUCCUCCAAUAAAAAAAAAAAAAAUCUAUUAUUUAUUUGAAGCUAUAACACAUUUGCUUCUUUCCAGUUGAAUUAUAAUCGGCAUCUGUUGCUUGUAUUUCCAGUAAGAUUUCUGAUCAGUGCUGGAGUCAUGAGAGUUGAUUUGUGUCAUGAAGAAGUCUUGCAGGCUCUCAGUUUGUUCCCGUGGCUUCAACAGAUCGUGUUGUGGCCGUGCCUGCAUGCAUGUGGUUGCAGAGAAAUCUUUUUCACACUUGCAGGGAACGCAUGCGCGGAGAGGAAACCAACUGGUUUGUGUCAAGUCGGAGGCAGACGGAUGUGAUCGAGCUGAAAAUCACCUGUAUUCUGGCAUUCAUGGUGACACAUCCAUGGGCUCAGAGAGGGCGGAGAUGCGCAAGAGACAGAUGCAGGUUCAUCAGGAAGCAGCUGCCAGUGUCCUCCAAGCGCGCCACAAAAUGGGAAACACCCCCACCAACGCCUCAAACGCCUGCUGCUUCUGCUGGUGCUGCUGCUGUAGCUGCUCCUGUUUGACUGUUAGAGGUGACGAAGAAACCAUACAGAGGUCAACGUUUGAGCAGCAGCCAGAAGGGAACUCCAAUUGUGAAGAAAGCCCGAAACCCACUGUGGACGAAGCUCGCUCCUGGGCGGUGUCGUUCGAGAAGCUGAUGAAAAGUGCAGCUGGGCGAAGCUGCUUCAGGCAGUUCCUGAGGACGGAGUUCAGCGAAGAGAACAUGAUGUUCUGGCUCGCUUGCGAGGAUCUGAAGAAAGAGACGAAUAAGACGGUGGUGGAGGAGAAAGUCCGCCAAAUAUACGAGGACUUCAUCUCCAUUCUGUCCCCGAAAGAGGUCAGCUUGGACUCCCGAGUCCGAGAGGUGAUAAACCGCAACAUGCUGGAGCCGACCUCGUGCACGUUCGACGACGCUCAGCAGCAGAUCUACACGCUGAUGCAGAGAGACUCGUACCCUCGCUACAUAAACUCACCCGCGUACACGGAUCUGCUGAACAGCUUGGAGGAGCCUCCCCCCGAGCCAUAAACUCUCUCCACUGCCACACCGUUAGCUUUUCAGCGCAUGCAUACCCCCCCCCAAAAAAAAAAACACACACAUACUCAAACAAAAGGAGGAGCUUCUGUGUAAAAAGUCAGAGACCUGCUAUUUAGAGAAAGACAGACAGGAAAAUGAACCCAGCUGAAAGCCAGUCUUUAUCCAGCUGGUAACUGCUGUUUAUUUCCGCAUGAUUAGUGGAUUUUCAAAUCCUUCAGAGCAACCGAGAACAAAAGCUAGGUUCGGCAUCUGUUACUGUAUUUGUUCAGAAAACAUAUCUAUAUUUUUAUACAUAUAUAAAUAUAUAUAAAUAUAUUCCCUAGCGCUUGACAUUGCACUUUUCUACCUUAUUUAAAGCGGGAAAGCAUGUAUCUGUGAGCACUGCAUUUGUAUUUAGGUAUAUUGUGAGCCUUAAUGCAUAUUCAGUUCUUGUAGAAACUUGUAGGUUUUAUUUAAAUGUACCUUAGGAAGAAAGGAAAGUGCCUUGGAUCAACAUCUUCUACACAAGCACCUUUUAGUCCGACGUGAACGGUGCGACAACUUCACAUGUUGGUGCUUUCAGCUCUUCUCAAAGACACACAUGUAUAUAUAUAUAUAUAUAUAUAUAUAUAUAUAUAUAUAUAUAUAUAUAUGAAAGGUUUUUACAACUCGACGAGCUGAUACCCAGAAAUCGAUCUCGUCUGUGUGUUUCAAUACUGUGAUAUUAGUCAUAUAUUUAAUUUCAACAGAACAGGGAAAAAUAUGCUGAAUACAUGACCAUGAACACUGAUAUAUUUAUGUAUGAUUUAAAGAUAUAAAAAAAGGGAAUUUGUGUGAAAUAGCUAUUUGAAUUCUCACGAAUUAAAUAAAGCACAAUCAUAUGUUCUUGCUCUCAUUUGAUAUGAGCAUUAA